AUGGGUACCGAGUCGGAAUAUACUAAUCAGCACCAAAGUAACAAAAUAUACAAAUGUCAUUGUUAUGACGUAGCUACCUUAGUGACAAGAAAGUUGGUUCCGGGGCUCGGAGAAACAGCGCCCAACUUCCCGACUCCGUGCUGCUGCAGCUGCAGCGUAGCUCUACCACGAAUUAUGGGUACCGAGUCGGAAUAUACUAAUCAGCACCAAAGUAACAAAAUAUACAAAUGUCAUUGUUAUGACGUAGCUACCUUAGUGACAAGAAAGUUGGUUCCGGGGCUCGGAGAAACAGCGCCCAACUUCCCGACUCCGUGCUGCUGCAGCUGCAGCGUAGCUCUAGCACGAAUUAUGGGUACCGAGUCGGAAUAUACUAAUCAGCACCAAAGUAACAAAAUAUACAAAUGUCAUUGUUAUGACGUAGCUACCUUAGUGACAAGAAAGUUGGUUCCGGGGCUCGGAGAAACAGCGCCCAACUUCCCGACUCCGUGCUGCUGCAGCUGCAGCGUAGCUCUAGCACGAAUUAUGGGUACCGAGUCGGAAUAUACUAAUCAGCACCAAAGUAACAAAAUAUACAAAUGUCAUUGUUAUGACGUAGCUACCUUAGUGACAAGAAAGUUGGUUCCGGGGCUCGGAGAAACAGCGCCCAACUUCCCGACUCCGUGCUGCUGCAGCUGCAGCGUAGCUCUACCACGAAUUAUGGGUACCGAGUCGGAAUAUACUAAUCAGCACCAAAGUAACAAAAUAUACAAAUGUCAUUGUUAUGACGUAGCUACCUUAGUGACAAGAAAGUUGGUUCCGGGGCUCGGAGAAACAGCGCCCAACUUCCCGACUCCGUGCUGCUGCAGCUGCAGCGUAGCUCUAGCACGAAUUAUGGGUACCGAGUCGGAAUAUACUAAUCAGCACCAAAGUAACAAAAUAUACAAAUGUCAUUGUUAUGACGUAGCUACCUUAGUGACAAGAAAGUUGGUUCCGGGGCUCGGAGAAACAGCGCCCAACUUCCCGACUCCGUGCUGCUGCAGCUGCAGCGUAGCUCUACCACGAAUUAUGGGUACCGAGUCGGAAUAUACUAAUCAGCACCAAAGUAACAAAAUAUACAAAUGUCAUUGUUAUGACGUAGCUACCUUACUGACAAGAAAGUUGGUUCCGGGGCUCGGAGAAACAGCGCCCAACUUCCCGACUCCGUGCUGCUGCAGCUGCAGCGUAGCUCUAGCACGAAUUAUGGGUACCGAGUCGGAAUAUACUAAUCAGCACCAAAGUAACAAAAUAUACAAAUGUCAUUGUUAUGACGUAGCUACCUUAGUGACAAGAAAGUUGGUUCCGGGGCUCGGAGAAACAGCGCCCAACUUCCCGACUCCGUGCUGCUGCAGCUGCAGCGUAGCUCUAGCACGAAUUAUGGGUACCGAGUCGGAAUAUACUAAUCAGCACCAAAGUAACAAAAUAUACAAAUGUCAUUGUUAUGACGUAGCUACCUUAGUGACAAGAAAGUUGGUUCCGGGGCUCGGAGAAACAGCGCCCAACUUCCCGACUCCGUGCUGCUGCAGCUGCAGCGUAGCUCUAGCACGAAUUAUGGGUACCGAGUCGGAAUAUACUAAUCAGCACCAAAGUAACAAAAUAUACAAAUGUCAUUGUUAUGACGUAGCUACCUUAGUGACAAGAAAGUUGGUUCCGGGGCUCGGAGAAACAGCGCCCAACUUCCCGACUCCGUGCUGCUGCAGCUGCAGCGUAGCUCUACCACGAAUUAUGGGUACCGAGUCGGAAUAUACUAAUCAGCACCAAAGUAACAAAAUAUACAAAUGUCAUUGUUAUGACGUAGCUACCUUAGUGACAAGAAAGUUGGUUCCGGGGCUCGGAGAAACAGCGCCCAACUUCCCGACUCCGUGCUGCUGCAGCUGCAGCGUAGCUCUACCACGAAUUAUGGGUACCGAGUCGGAAUAUACUAAUCAGCACCAAAGUAACAAAAUAUACAAAUGUCAUUGUUAUGACGUAGCUACCUUACUGACAAGAAAGUUGGUUCCGGGGCUCGGAGAAACAGCGCCCAACUUCCCGACUCCGUGCUGCUGCAGCUGCAGCGUAGCUCUACCACGAAUUAUGGGUACCGAGUCGGAAUAUACUAAUCAGCACCAAAGUAACAAAAUAUACAAAUGUCAUUGUUAUGACGUAGCUACCUUAGUGACAAGAAAGUUGGUUCCGGGGCUCGGAGAAACAGCGCCCAACUUCCCGACUCCGUGCUGCUGCAGCUGCAGCGUAGCUCUACCACGAAUUAUGGGUACCGAGUCGGAAUAUACUAAUCAGCACCAAAGUAACAAAAUAUACAAAUGUCAUUGUUAUGACGUAGCUACCUUACUGACAAGAAAGUUGGUUCCGGGGCUCGGAGAAACAGCGCCCAACUUCCCGACUCCGUGCUGCUGCAGCUGCAGCGUAGCUCUAGCACGAAUUAUGGGUACCGAGUCGGAAUAUACUAAUCAGCACCAAAGUAACAAAAUAUACAAAUGUCAUUGUUAUGACGUAGCUACCUUAGUGACAAGAAAGUUGGUUCCGGGGGCUCGGAGAAACAGCGCCCAACUUCCCGACUCCGUGCUGCUGCAGCUGCGGACGUAG
This is a messenger RNA of Parnassius apollo (apollo), 2598 nucleotides long. NCBI's taxonomy places the organism in Eukaryota, Metazoa, Arthropoda, Insecta, Lepidoptera, Papilionidae. The record is from the annotation of a GenBank genome assembly.